Messenger RNA from Entamoeba dispar SAW760, 1176 nucleotides. Its product is annotated as 26S protease regulatory subunit S10B, putative. Gene Ontology annotation, biological process: positive regulation of RNA polymerase II transcription preinitiation complex assembly. The transcript has a single exon. Bases 1 to 1176 code for a protein of 391 amino acids. The record is from RefSeq and is a predicted model, not a curated record. Lineage: Eukaryota; Evosea; Mastigamoebida; Endamoebidae. Gene Ontology annotation, cellular component: cytosolic proteasome complex; proteasome regulatory particle, base subcomplex. Gene Ontology annotation, molecular function: ATP binding; proteasome-activating activity; ATP hydrolysis activity.
AUGGAAAUUGAUGGAGAAAGAAAAAGUGUAUUAAAGGCAUAUUUACAGAAAUUGAAAACAUACGAAGCAAAAAAAGAGGCAUUAGAAAAAAUAAAAGAGACAUUAAAAGUGAGUAAAGAGAAUAUGGUCAGAAAUGAAGAAAUGUUAUUAUCGUUACAAGCUAUAGGGAUGUCAAUUGGAGAAGUAUUAAAAUGUUUAAGUGAAGAGAAAUAUAUUGUUAAAGUAUCACUAGGACCACAUUAUGUAGUUGGAUGUAGAAAUAGUAUAGAUAAGAAAAAGAUAACACAAGGGACACGAGUUGCACUUGAUGUAUCAACUAAUACUAUAAUGAAAAUAUUACCAAGAGAAGUUCAUCCAGGGGUAUAUUCGAUGACAGUAGAAAGUCCAGGGAAAGUCAAAUAUGAAGAUAUUGGAGGAUUGAGAAAUCAAAUGAGAGAAAUAAGAGAAGUAAUUGAAUUACCAAUGACAAAUCCAGAAUUAUUUGAAAGAGUAGGAGUUAAAGCACCAAAAGGAGUAUUAUUAUAUGGACCACCAGGAACAGGAAAAACAUUACUUGCAAGAGCACUUGCAAGUAAUUUAGAAUGUCAAUUUUUAAAAGUAGUUGCAAGUGGAAUUGUAGAUAAAUAUCUUGGAGAAAGUGCAAGAUUAAUUCGAGAGAUGUUUGCAUAUGCACGAGAUCAUCAACCAUGUGUAAUAUUUAUGGAUGAAAUAGAUGCUAUUGCAGGAAAAAGAAUUGCAGAAGGAAUACAUAGUGAUAGAGAAAUUCAAAGGACAUUAAUGGAAUUAUUAGCACAAAUGGAUGGAUUUAAUGAAAUAAGUAAAGUAAAAAUUAUUAUGGCAACAAAUAGACCAGAUGUUUUAGAUCCAGCAUUAAUGAGACCAGGAAGACUUGAUAGAAAAAUAGAAAUUUCACUUCCAAAUGAUCAAGGAAGAAUUGAAAUUUUAAAAAUUCAUUCUAAAAAGAUGAACAUUAAAGGAGAAAUUGAUUAUGAAGCAAUGGGAAAAUUAACAGAAGGAUUUAAUGGAGCAGAUUUAAGAAAUGUCUGUACAGAAGCAGGAAUGUUUGCAAUUAGAGAUGAUAGAGAUUAUUGUCUUGAAGAAGAUUUUUUCAAAGCAAUAAGAAAACAAUCAGAUGCAAAGAAAUUAGAAAAUCAAUUUGGUGAUAUUAAAAUUUAA